AGGGGUGCUGGAGGGCACGGCUGGCGGAAAAACUACCCACGGGCAUUUUGUACUCUCCCCAGUUUCGCUCGCAGCAAGAGACCAAGAUGGCGGCCCAUCGAACUCAACGAUCGACAUCUACGAUCUCACGGAAAAAUAGGGGACUGCUGAACAGUCUACUUAAGGACGCGGCCGGUCCCAUUCUCGUCCCCAGAGCCCGUUUUCUCUCUUAGCCGGUGAGGCCUUGACACGAUAAAAAGGUGACUUCCUUUAUAAUUUAGAGCAUUCUCACAUGAGCUUCAAACAUCUUCCCAAACUAUCCAUAUUUUAACUCCUUUUUGUCACCUAGGAAAUAAGUCAUUCCGGGUGUGCAUGUUAGGAUAUAUUGCGGGUGUACAUGUCAGGAUUCCGGGCCUUAGGUUCUGGCUUUCCAGCCUUUAGGACAACCCGCCGCUGGCCACGAGAGUGAAGCCUUGAAAUGAAAAUAGGAAAAUUUAUUUUUUUCUUUGACGAUCGUUCAGUUCCUUACUUCAGCUGCUUUUUAUUUGACUGUGGUCACGUGUCAUUCGUUUGCACCCAGGGCUUCUCCUCAAUCCAGGGACCUUAGCUACGAAAGAGGUUGUUUCUUUCACUGCCCUGUCCAGACGGACCCUAGUCGUACGAUUAAAUUAUUUUAAAAUCGGUUGCGCCGCUUAAUUUCCGUGCGAGUUACUAUGGUUACCUUAAGCCUUCAGAAGAACGUCACUAAAAUCGAGAUCUUAGAAUAUAGUUAUGAUAAUAAACAAAGGCAAGAGAAAUUUGAAAAGUUUGUAGUUUUGGUUGCGCGCUGGUCCAAGAGGUGCUUAUCAAAUUACCAGAAAAUCCACUUUACCCGGCCGCUUCGUUUUUUAUCGUUCGCGCGUUGUCUACGUGAUUCAACCGCACGUAAAUCUCGCACUCCUCGACACUCGUGAAGAUUCUGUCGAGCAGCAGCAAGGAUUAUGGGCUUAUUACCAGCGCCUGAAACAAACGAAACAAACAUGGCGGAGAAGAAGCCGUCGAAAGAAGAGAGUGGCUGGUGCAACCUCAAGUACGUUAGUCUGCUCACCUUGACAAUACAGAAUGCAUCCUUAAUCCUCACAAUACGCUACUCACGUACCUUACCUGGGGAUAUGUACAUUACAUCAACGGCAGUGGUGUUUGCGGAGGUUUUUAAAGUGGUGGCAUGUUUGCUAAUUAUAUUUGCUGAAAAAGGCAAUCUUCGUGAUUGGCUUGGACAGCUGUACUCUACAAUCAUUGGUCAGCCAUGGGACACACUCAAACUCUCUGUUCCAGCAUUACUUUACACAGUGCAAAAUAAUCUACAAUAUGUUGCAAUCUCAAAUUUGGAUGCUGCUACUUUUCAGGUGACAUACCAACUAAAAAUUUUGACAACAGCACUGUUCUCUGUGUUCAUGCUCAACAAAGCCCUAGUCAAACUUCAAUGGCUGUCACUCUUUAUGCUGUUUAUUGGUGUUUCCAUGGUACAGCUUCAGCCCACACAGCAAUCUUCACCUCAUGCAAAAGACAAUGAGCCUAAUGAGACUGAGGAAAAAGAGAAAGUCACUCAGAGUCCAGUGCUUGGUUUAGUCUCAGUCAUUUUGUCAAGUCUUUGCUCUGGCUUUGCAGGUGUGUACUUUGAGAAGAUCUUGAAAGGAUCUAAAACAUCUAUUUGGCUACGAAACAUUCAGUUGGGCAUCUAUGGAACAAUAAUUGGCCUGGUUGGCAUGCGUAUUAAAGAUGGUGACAAGGUCGAUGACAAAGGCAUGUUGUUUGGUUACACUGCCUUGGUAUGGAUUGUGAUUUCCAUGCAGGCGUUUGGUGGUCUGUUGGUUGCAGUCGUGGUGAAGUAUGCUGACAACAUACUUAAGGGUUUUGCAACAUCAUUUUCAAUAAUCAUUUCAUGUGUUGUGUCUGUGUAUCUAUUUGACUUCCAUAUCAAUGUGCAGUUCAUGUUGGGAGCUGUAUUAGUUAUUGCAGCCGUUCUUCUGUAUGGAAGACCACAGAAUCAAGUGAAACCAGGCAGUGAUAAACCUGCCCCUCUACUUAAAGUGUAGGCCUUCACAGUGAAAUUUGACUCAUUGUUAAUUAGGUCUUUGGCCUUUGCAUGUUUAAUCAGGUAAUUAAAAUUCUCUGUUGGGGUUUUAGUUUUACUCUUAGAUGCACAAACUAACUCAUACAUCCACCGUAGGUGCCUUAAAACAAGGGGGGAGGGGUUAGGUGCAUGGAAUCCCUCCCCCGGAUGUUUGUUCUGUUAACGUCCCACCCACCCCCUUACCCCCUUAAGUACAUUCAGCUUUUAACAUGAAUUCUCUCUCUGGUAACAUUAUUUUGUGAUAAAUAGCUGCCAAUGGUGGAGACUAGAGGGUCUGGGAAAGGUUCCCUCAGAAUUUUUUUUUUUAUUUAGAGCUUAGAAAUGCAAUUACCAGCAUCCUGCAUGGGGAUCAAUAGUACGAGGGCUGUGUACACCAGUUUUAAUAACAGGACUAAGUUAUAUUAGUUCAGAGGGCCACCAACUAAAUUCAACCAAUCAGAUCACUCCAUUGCUGGUGCAGCACUCUCUGUUAUUGGCCACUCUUGAAGAUUUUCUGAUAAUAUUUUGGCUUACAUUUCUGACAAAACUUGCUUUCACAUGAGAGAUUCCUUUUUUUCUUUCUUCUGACUCUCUUUGCCUUCUGCUUUGUUUAACAUCAGACCUGAGUUUACAUGUAACACCUAGUGGCUCCCAAUCAGCAAUGCACACUUGAAGUUUGCAAUGUUUUUCUAGUCCAUGAUUGUGGCAUUUUUCCUAAACUUUUUCAGUCAUGUAAUAAAAUGUCUUAUUAAUAACCAAGCUUGCUUUGGACCAUACUGGGCAAAUUUAAAGUGUGUGAUGUUUUUCCAGUCUGUGAUUGUGGCAUUUAAACACUUUCAGUUGUGCAAUAAAUAUCUUAUUUAAUAUUUAAUAACCAAGCUUGCUUGGGACCAUACUGAGAGAGUAUCAGGCCUCUGUCAUUUUUGUACAGUGGUUAACAUGCAUGUUAGAUUCAUGCAUUUGAUUUUUACAUUGUAUAUCUCAAAAAUAUUUUUGUCUGCAAAAUUACUGUAAGCUGAAACAAGGCUGUUACAUAUAAUUAUUGUUUGAGACCUUCAGAAUUGGACAAGUUGUCCAAGACGUUUGGUUAAUCCAGGAUUAGGCAAAAAGUGUGAAUUCUUUUUUUUGAAUCUAUAACUUUUUAGGCAGGAUUUUUGCUUAAUCUGGGUAUUUCCUGUCCUGACAUAAACCAGUCUCGAACUCUGCAAAGAAUUAGCAAUAGUCCUGGUUAAUCUUAGUAGUAGAUUAAGGCCAAUUAUGCAGCACAGCCCAAAUUCACUUUUUUCACAGUUAUGCAAAAAUGUCAAAUUCAUUUUGUUCUAGAAAAUGUACAUGUACACUGUACAAGUAGAAUGAAGUGCCCUGCAAAAUUCAGAUUUUGAAGUCUUGUCUUGAAUGUGAACUAGUCUUGCAUGCAGGCCACUUUUAUAUGGGAGCUUCUUGUUUCAUGAGGUAACACACAAGUUGUUGAAGGUUAUUUAAUAAAAUAAAUAAUACAGUAUAUAUAUAUAUAUAUAUAUAUAUAUAUAUAUAUAUAUAUAUAUAUACACAUUUGUACAUGAAAAUCAAGCUAACAAAUAUAUUUUGAGGGAAAAUUAAAAGCAUUCUUGAAAACAAAAAUAUACGGUUUGUUAAAGAUAAGCUCCAAUGCACAACCAAAACUGCACAAGAUUGAAGCAAAUGAUUAAACUCCUAACAUGUCAGUUUCAAGCUCUCACUGAACAGAGAUUACAGUUGACUCAGUUCACUCAAACAGUCAAGGGAAAUUAUGAAACAUUUGAGUUAUCAGGAGUUCAAUUUCAUAGGGCAAAGGGAAUCAAAUAUGAACUGCACGAAAUCUAACACCACCAAGAAGCCAAAUUUUUGGACACUUACAUGUAAGAUUAAAUGGCUGCUUAGCCGGCUUGCAGACGUCUACUUUUUCUUGUAAUUUUUUUUUUUUUUUUUUGUAUGAAAGGAAAUACUGCAUAUUCAUGUAGACUGCUGUACACAGCUAAUGCUGCUCAAUUUGGUUCAAAUUUCAUGUUUUUAAAUGUAAUGAAGUAUGGUUUGACUCAUUGCACUAAAUGAUAAAGGGGUUCAAAUUAUUGACAGCAACAUUGUAAAGAUUUAAUGAAUGGGAAACAAUAUGCUGACUUUGAUUUAGUGGGUGUUCAAGUCAUUCAGGGGGUAAAAUUACAGUAAAUGUAUGAAGCAAAUCCAGGGGAAAUCAGUUUUAAUUCAAGCUUAAUGUGUAAGAUUCGAAUUACAGAGGGCUUGAGUUACUGGGAGUCAAUGAUAUUUUUAUGAGAUUUUACUGGAAAGUCAACUUUGGAAUAAAAGCCAGGCCAAACAAACAAACAAAAAUUGGUCUCAAUUUGCAGGCUCAUUAGAAUGCCUCAAAUUUAUUUAAUAUUAAGCUAUUUGGACACCGAUUAAAUGGUGUCGUCACAUGACUCUUAUUUAUUAGUUAGCAGGGUAAUAUGACUUAUAUGUUAGUUAAAUUACAUCUGCAUUUUCAGCAGUAUGAAUUAUCAUAUUGUAAAAUACUGAUACUUAUGUAAUAACAUAGGCGUAUGUACUCUGGUAAUGUGUUAACCUUAUAUAAUUUAUGUUUUCAUUGUACAAUGUUAAAAGUAAUGGUUAAAUUUGGGAAUAUGGAAACAUGACAGCUACAUUACUUUUACUUCAGUACUGUGCAUUUCUUAAUAAUUUUAGUUUUAAUUUACACAUUAAAAUGAUGGGUGUGAUCAUCCAGAAAUUUUCAAAGGA
This is a messenger RNA of Orbicella faveolata, 4822 nucleotides long. Its product is annotated as UDP-galactose translocator-like. Gene Ontology annotation, cellular component: Golgi membrane. The record is from RefSeq and is a predicted model, not a curated record. Lineage: Eukaryota; Metazoa; Cnidaria; Anthozoa; Scleractinia; Merulinidae. Gene Ontology annotation, molecular function: pyrimidine nucleotide-sugar transmembrane transporter activity. Gene Ontology annotation, biological process: pyrimidine nucleotide-sugar transmembrane transport.